Messenger RNA from Fusarium sp. VM40, 474 nucleotides. Lineage: Eukaryota; Fungi; Ascomycota; Sordariomycetes; Hypocreales; Nectriaceae. The record is from the annotation of a GenBank genome assembly.
AUGUCAGACUCGACAGAAAACCUCAUCCGCCAAUUCGCCGAAAGCCAGGCCAGGGCCGUCCAAGCAAGAGACCCCAAGCUUGUAUCCGCCACACUUGCUGACAACUGCCGUCGUUUAAUCGUACCCGCAUCCUUCAUGAGAUCCAUGGGGAUACCUGUGGAAAUGAUCGCAGCUGGCUCCUCGAACGAGCUCUACGAGCAGAACUUUGCGAUGCAGCUUCCGCUCAUUGAUUGGACGGCUUGCACGAUCCACGACACUUCGUUUGACGCGGAGAAGAGGAAGGCGACAGUGCACCUCACGCAUCGCAUUCAGUUGCAUGGGGUAGAGGAGGAGUUUGCCAUUGAGAACCUCAUUCUUCUGGACUUGGAUGAGAGUGGAAGGAAGAUUGAGAAGAUCCUUGAGUUCACGGAUGUAGCGGAGAGUAAGCGCUAUAUGGGGGCACUUCAAGAGCUGUUGGCGGCCAAGUCGGAGUAG